GUUAAAGCUCUCCAGCUCUCUGCCCUUGACAGACCCACGUGAGUCAGUCUAGCCUCUCAUAACUACAUGCUGAGCCGGUUGCUGAACUGACUAGCUAAACUAGAGAUACUCUGACUUAAAAACUACUUGUUCUAUCUUCUUAUUUCAGACUAAAAGACCCGGCUAGACUAGGCUAGGAUGUCUCGUAACAGUAGGUCUCUGUUGUUUUUACUGCAGCGGUGUGUCGCAGUUAGAAAGGUUUCAACGUUACAGACAGGUUGCAAAACAACAUGCAGCAGCAGCAGGAGCAGCAGUAGUAGUGUGUUUUCAGGCCAGUGUGGGUUCAUUCAGCAGCCGACAUGGACAUCAACAAGCCGGGCAGUCUGUCAGCUGCAGUCCGCAGUGAGAACCAGCCAGUACCGCUUCUGUACCAAGGCAGGAGAAUCUUGUGAGGAUGAAUAUUACCCACCGCUAUCGGCCUAUCAGCCUGAUCCAGAACCAGAGAGGAAGGAGGUGUACAUCAUGCAGGUGAAAGGCCUCCUCUGGUCCUGCACGGCUCAGGACCUCCUGCAGUUCUUCUCAGAGUGUAGGAUCCAUGAGAAGGGGAUCCAUUUCACUGUGGAUGGACUGGGGAGGCAGACGGGACAAGCCUUCAUCGAGAUUGAGCACGAACAGGACGUCAGCAAAGCUCUGGAGAAGCACCGACAGUACCUCGGCCCACGAUAUGUCGAAGUGUAUGAAGUCUCGAACAGCGACGCUGAAGCCAUCCUGAAGAAAGCCGUCCAUGCUCCAGCAGAAAACGGGGUUGUGCGUAUCAGAGGCCUCCCCUUCUCCUCCACCGAGGCCGACAUCGUCCAGUUCUUUUCAGAUUUGGAUAUAGUGGAGAAUGGGAUCACCAUAGUCACCGACCGCAAAGGAAGAAACUCUGGAGAGGCCUUUGUGCAAUUUUCCUCUCAAGAUGCAGCUGUUAAAGCUCUGCAGAGAGACAGAGAUGUCAUCGGUAACAGAUACAUCGAGGUGUUUCCCAGCAGAAGUGACCAGAUUUAUUCGAGUUGGGGCAAGAAGGCGAGUUUAGCUUCUUCUCACACCGUCCCUCAGUUUGCAAACAGGACCGCCUCUGCCUCACACACCAAAACUGGUGCUCCAUCAGGAUCCCCUCAGAGCUCGGCCCUCCCGCUUCACUACGUCCACGUGAGAGGACUUCCUUUCCAUGUGUCCGGAGAAGACAUUGUUAAGUUCUUCUCUCCUCUAGUUGUGUCUAAGAUCCUGCUUGAAUGCAGUCCUGAAGGGAGGCUGAGCGGAGAGGCCGACGUUUUCUUCAGCUGUCACCAGGACGCCUUGACCGCCAUGUCCAGAGACAGACACCACAUAGGUGAAAGAUACAUCGAGUUAUUCCUGAACUCUGAAGCAGACUCUGAUGGAAGAUGGUGAAUGUCGACACGGAUGCCAAACAUACACAGACACAGACAGGACUGUUGUAUUUAUUUUCCAGCAUGACUCAGACAACAAACAAUAAACAUUCCUGCUGUCAAAGGAAAAACUU
Molecule: messenger RNA, 1522 nt
Organism: Sebastes umbrosus (honeycomb rockfish)
Lineage: Eukaryota; Metazoa; Chordata; Actinopteri; Perciformes; Sebastidae
Gene: grsf1
Product: G-rich RNA sequence binding factor 1
Exons: 10
Coding region: 178-1410 (410 amino acids)
Biological process (GO): regulation of RNA splicing
Cellular component (GO): ribonucleoprotein complex; nucleoplasm
Molecular function (GO): RNA binding
Source: RefSeq, a predicted model, not a curated record